Messenger RNA from Chondrus crispus (carragheen), 519 nucleotides. RefSeq lists its product as hypothetical. Gene Ontology annotation, molecular function: calcium-dependent protein serine/threonine phosphatase regulator activity; calcium ion binding. The record is from RefSeq and is a predicted model, not a curated record. NCBI's taxonomy places the organism in Eukaryota, Rhodophyta, Florideophyceae, Gigartinales, Gigartinaceae. The transcript has a single exon. Bases 1 to 519 code for a protein of 172 amino acids.
AUGGGCGCUAACACUUCUUCCCUGCUCUCGGAGGAAAUCGACGAGAUCUCCCGUCAGGCCGACCUGCCGCGCUUGGAAGUGAAGCGUCUGUACAAGCGGUUCCAGAAGCUAGACCGCACGCAAUCCGGCACGCUGGACGCGGACGAGCUGCUCAUGAUACCGGAGCUGUCGAUGAACCCGCUGCAUCCCCGCCUGCUCGCCGUGUUCGAAAACGUCAACUUUCAUGAGUUCGUUAAUAACAUCGCCGCCUUCAGCCCCAGCGGCGCGGAGGAGAAGAAGGUCGACUUUGCGUUCAAGGUCUACGACGUGGACGCCGACGGCUUCAUCUCCAAGCACGACUUAGACACCGUCAUACGCAUGCUCGUGGGCGAGCAUAUUCCUGAUGAAACCGUGCAGGAGGUCGUGGCCAGGGUUGUCGAGGCAGCCGAUUUGGACAAGGAUGGAAGGAUUUCGAGGUCCGAGUUUACAUCCGCUGUGGACGUCGCCGACCUUGCUUCAAGGUUGACAGUGUCCUUUUGA